AUGUCGAUAAAGAUCUUCCUUACCGGCUCAACGGGCUACGUUGGCGGUGCACUCCUGCAUGUCUUGAUAUCUCGCAUGACAGACUGCACUAUUACCUCGCUCGUGCGCACCACAGAACAAGCCACUCUACUUGAGUCAACCUAUCCAGGCAUAAAAACCACCAUAGGAACACUCGAAUCCCGCGAUCUGCUUAUAUCCGAAGCAUCCAAAUCUGACAUCGUCAUCCACGCCGCCAACGUCGACCACGUAUCCGGCACCCUCAGCCUGCUUGACGGGCUGAAGUCGCACCAUUCAGAAGGCCGGUCGGCGCUGUACAUUCUCGUCUCUGGAACGGGCUCUCUCCCCGACGAGACCGUCAAGCCUGGACAGCCUAUGCCACGCGUCUUCGACGACGUUAUCAAUGCCGAGGAGAUAUGGAAUCUGCCGCGCGACCGCUCGCACGUGGCGAUCGAGCGGCGCUUCGUCGAGGAAGGCGAGGCCGCAAACGUCCGCACUGUCGUUGUCUCACCUGGUCAGAUCUUCCACACUGGCGUCGGCGUGGGCAAGAAAGAAAGCUAUCUCAAUGAACAUCCGCGUGCGAUGUUUCAGCAUGGUGGUGCGUUCGUCGUCAAGGAAGGGCUGAAUACUUGGUGUUGGGUCAGUGUUGAGGACCUCGCAGAGGGGAUAUGUCUUCUGGCGCGUAGACAUCUUGACCAGUUGGCAGCUGGUGAGAAGGAUUUCGGUCCCGGAUAUGGGCGAGACGGAUAUUACUUCGCCCAGGCGGGCGAAUUGUCUGUCACAGAGCAGGCUGAGGUGAUCGCGGACGAGCUGUUCAAGCUCGGCGCCAUCAAGUCCACAGAUAUCGACCAUAUCGACGAAGAACACGCGAAGCGCCUUCAUGGCUGGGGUGUGUUGCUCUGGGGAUCCAGUAUGAGAGCACAUGCGCAGAAGUUGAGAGAUCUGGGGUGGACACCCACAACUACUGACUGGAAGGCCCUGGUUCGGCGGGCAGCGCGAGCGGAAUGGGAGGCUCUGCAGGCUGGACAGGUCAAGCCUGUCACAGGCUAUUCACAGUGGGAGUGA
Messenger RNA from Exophiala bonariae, 1062 nucleotides. RefSeq lists its product as uncharacterized. The record is from RefSeq and is a predicted model, not a curated record. The transcript has a single exon. The coding region runs from base 1 to 1062 and encodes 353 amino acids. NCBI's taxonomy places the organism in Eukaryota, Fungi, Ascomycota, Eurotiomycetes, Chaetothyriales, Herpotrichiellaceae.